Messenger RNA from Rhizophagus irregularis DAOM 181602=DAOM 197198, 1413 nucleotides. Its product is annotated as glutamate--ammonia ligase. Gene Ontology annotation, molecular function: glutamine synthetase activity. Gene Ontology annotation, cellular component: cytoplasm. Lineage: Eukaryota; Fungi; Glomeromycota; Glomeromycetes; Glomerales; Glomeraceae. The record is from RefSeq and is a predicted model, not a curated record.
ACAAAGAACUUUAUAUUAAAUAUUGAAACGAAUUUAUUAUAUAAACACACCAAUUUUUCUUAACAUAAAAUUUUCAUUCUUAAAAGUGUAUAAAUCUAUUAAAAACAUUAAUAACGAAAAUGGCUUUUAUUAACAAAUCCAACACUGAAACUCUUGCCAAAUACCUUUCUCUUGAUCAAUGUGGUAAAAUUCAAGCUGAAUACAUUUGGAUUGAUGGAGAUGGCGGAUUACGUGGAAAAACAACCACUCUCGAUUUCAAACCAACCGAUGUAUCUGAAUUAAAAGAAUGGAAUUUUGAUGGUUCUUCAACCAAUCAAGCUCCGGGCCAUGACUCUGAUAUUUUACUUCGUCCUGCUUCGAUAUUUAAAGAUCCUUUUCGUGGGGGUGAUAAUAUCAUAGUUCUCGCUGAAUGUUAUAACAAUGAUGGCACUCCAAACCGAACAAAUUAUCGCCAUUCUUGUGCUAAAAUUAUGGAAACUCACGCCGAUGCCGUACCUUGGUUUGGUAUUGAACAAGAAUAUACUUUAUUAGAUGCGGAUGGUCAAGUACUUGGAUGGCCAAAAGGUGGUUUUCCAGGUCCUCAAGGUCCUUAUUAUUGUUCUGUUGGAGCCAAUGUAGCUUUUGGACGUGAUAUCGUUGAAGCUCAUUAUCGUGCUUGUCUUUAUGCCGGUGUAAAUAUUUCCGGUGUCAAUGCUGAAGUCAUGCCUGGUCAAUGGGAAUUUCAAGUUGGUCCUUGUACGGGUAUUGAUAUGGGGGAUCAUCUUUGGGUAGCUCGAUACCUUCUUCAACGUGUAGCAGAAGAUUUCGGUGUAGUAGUCACCUUCCAUCCCAAACCAAUCAAAGGAGAUUGGAAUGGUGCAGGAUGCCACACCAAUUAUUCAACAAAAGCAAUGAGAGAAGAAGGUGGAAUAAAAGCUAUUAAUGAAGCAAUUGAAAGAAUUGGUAAACGCCAUGCAGAACACAUUGCUGUAUAUGGUGAAGAUAAUGAUCAACGUCUUACAGGACGUCAUGAAACUGGUCACAUCUCGACAUUCUCAUCUGGUGUUGCUAAUCGUGGUGCUUCAAUUAGAAUUCCUAGACACGUUGCUGCUGAAGGUCGUGGUUACUUUGAAGACCGUAGACCAGCUUCCAACAUUGAUCCUUAUCGUGUCACCGAGAUCAUCGUUGAAUCUUCUCUUGGUUAAAUAUAAUUCCCUUUUUUUCUUUCUCUAAUUUAGGAGUUUUAUGUAAUAUACAGCUUUUGUGAUUGUAUUAUUAUAUGUUUAUACAUAAUUUAUAUCCAUCAUCCUUUUUCAUUAUAUGGCAAUUCGAAACAAUAUUAUUAUUGCAUUUUUUUUAUCUACAUUUACACGUAAAAAUACCCUUGAUAAUUAACGCAUUAUUGUUCAAUGUAAAAUAAAAUAAUUAAUAAAA